This is a messenger RNA of Aedes albopictus (Asian tiger mosquito), 3326 nucleotides long. RefSeq lists its product as uncharacterized. Gene Ontology annotation, molecular function: catalytic activity. The transcript is spliced from 2 exons. The record is from RefSeq and is a predicted model, not a curated record. The coding region runs from base 142 to 1104 and encodes 320 amino acids. NCBI's taxonomy places the organism in Eukaryota, Metazoa, Arthropoda, Insecta, Diptera, Culicidae.
UCCGAAACAUGGUUGACACCCGAUGUAACCUUACCUUUUUCCGAUUUCAACAUUAUCCGUCUUGAUCGGUCCGACUCGUACGGAGGGGUGCUUUUAGGGAUCAAAAAGCAGCACUCAUUUUACAGAGUCGAUUUUCAACCGAUGACAGGCAUCGAAGCCGUCGCAUGUGAGGUGACAAUCCGAGGUAAAACCCUCAGUGUUGCCUCCAUAUAUCUUCCACCGAGAACUGCGAUAUCUCGCAGGGAUCUCGCCCACAUCUGCUCGGUUAUGCCUGAGCCACGGCUGCUCAUGGGAGAUUUCAACUCCCAUGGUACAGGCUGGGGGGAACUGUACGAUGACAGCCGUUCAACUUUGAUAUAUGACCUCUGCGACGACUUCAAUAUGACAAUUUUGAACACCGGAGAAGUUACGCGAGUGGCACCUCCAGCUAAAGAUGGCAGUCCUAGAGACAGCCGAUUAGACCUCUCAAUCUGUUCGAGCUCACUAUCGCUGGAGUGUACAUGGAAGGUUAUCCAGGAUCCCCAUGGUAGUGAUCACCUUCCGAUCGUUGUUUCUAUUUCCAAUGGUUCACGUCAACCUCCAUCUAUCGACAUUUCCUACGACCUCACGAAACACAUUGACUGGGGAAAGUACGCGGAAGCAAUUAUCGACGGUGAGCAAUCGGUAGAAAUUCUUCCACCGCGGGAAGAGUAUCAGUUUCUAUCAGAACUGAUCAUCAGUAGCGCGCUGCAGGCACAACGUCGGCCAGUUCCAGGUCCUUCGGCUCGCAGGAAACCCCCCAAUCCGUGGUGGGAUAGCGAGUGUACAGAAAUCUAUCGCGAGAAAUCCGCUGCGUUCAAAGAGUUUCGGAAACGCGGUUCGGUUGAAAACUUUAAGCGGUAUCAGAAGGCCGGCUCCAGAGGCACGUUAUCCUCCAUUUGGGACAUUUGUGCCAUCGCCAAAAUAACAGCCUAUUUCAUCAUCUACCUGAGGGAAAAGGAAGGAAAAAGGAUUUGGAUGGGGAUAGGGACAGGUAGGGAAAUAGGAAAAAUACCCUGGAAGAGGGUACUAACGCACAAGCGUACCACAAUGGGUUCAAACAGCGCCCUGAAAAGGGCACUGUAAUAACGCAUAAAGCGAAAGAGAGCCUAUAGCUCUUUACCACAGCGGGUUAAGAACAACAGAAUAUCCUGAAGAUUCAGGUUUCUGAAGUCAGUUUCACUUAAUAAGUGUUUACCGAAUACUCGGAAACGCAGUUGCGCGAAAACUGGACAGUUACAUAUCAAAUGAUACGAAGUUCCAUAAUCGGAUUCACAGCUAUCACAGGCAAAUGAAUCAGCUUGCUGAAUAUUCGCCAUGUGAUAGCUGAGUCGGCAGUGGCCAGUCAAUGCUUUGACCAGCAUGCUGCAAUUCUGCUUAGACAGAUUAGUUAGAUACUUCGCCACCCGUAGAGAUGGCUCAGCACUAUACAAUUUGGUUUGACGACAUGACUCCAAACUAUUCCAAUAUUGUCUGUGUUGAGUGACAGCCCAGGUGUGAAUCUGAAGCUUAAUCCAACACUUCGAUAUCGGAAUAGCUGGCUCAGGGCCAAUGAAGUCAUGUGAUGCUCCAGAGCGAGCUAACUCAUCAGCCAAUUCAUUUCCAGCGAUGGAAGAAUGGCCAGGUACCCAUAGAAGGUGAACAGCGUUUGCUGAAUUCAGCUCCUCGAUUUGAGUUCGACAAGCGAUAACUAUCUUCGACCUGGAGUUGGCCGAAGCAAGUGCUUUAAUAGCAGCCUGGCUAUCUGAACAGAAGUAUAUUACUUUGCCCAUUACGUGCUGCUGAAGUGCUGAUUGCACUCCGCACAUAAGAGCAAAGAUUUCGGCCUGAAAAACGGUACAGUGUCUACCAAGUGAAUAAGACUGAUACAGCCUUAGCUCACGAGAAUAAACACCAGCACCUGCUCGACCUUCGAGAAGGGAGCCAUCAGUGUAACAUACGAUGCCGUCUGAAAUACUUCUUUCCAGAUAACCAGAUGUCCACUCUUCCCGGGAAGGGAAUUUCGUGGAAAAUGUCCUGUAUGGAAAAUUACAAGCUAUUGUAAGAUCACUUGGAGCAAGGACAAUUUUGUCCCAAUUCACCAAAAGUGGAAACAACGAGGUGUGUGUUGAACUGCGGUUCACAGGAGUUUCCUCUAGUAGACCGAGUACCCGUAACCGGUAAGUGCAAGAAAGGGCUUCUUGUUUGAGAUGAAUGUGUAGUGGGGCAACGUCAAAGAGAACUUCUAGCGCUGCCGUAGGAGUUGAAGAGAACGCUCCAGACAUCGCCAUUAAGCACAUCCUUUGGAGAUGGCCUAAUUUUGAUUGGACCGUUCUCACUUCACCCUUUUGCCACCACACAAGACAUCCAUAAGCCAAUAUUGGCCGAACCACAGUUGUGUAAAUCCAUUUGAUAUACUUGGGUUUUAGACCCCAAGUUGUACCAAAAGUACGCCGGCAUUGCCCGAAGGCCAUACAAGCCUUCUUGAUUCUGAACUCAAUGUGAGGUGUCCAGGAAAGCUUGGAAUCAAGAAUGACUCCAACGUACUUUACCUGUUCAGUCACAUCGAUUUCAGAAUCAAAGAGACGCAAAGGUCGAACGCCAUUACGGUUUCGCCUUUCCGUGAAAAGAACAAUAGAUGUUUUACUCGGAUUAACCGAAAGGCCAUAUUGGCGACACCAACCCUCAACUACCUGAAGGGCGUUUUGCAUCAGGUCGAAAAGGGUGCUGAUGCACAUACCAACUAACAAUGUUAGGUAGUCGUCGGCAAAACCAUAAGUAGGAAAACCGCUAUUAUUGAGUUGCCUCAAUAGCGUAUCUGCUACGAGAUUCCACAAAAGCGGUGAUAAGACUCCCCCUUGGGGGCAUCCACAAACACUCAAUUUCCUAAUCCCUGCUAGACGCAAUGUCGAGAAGAGAUAUCGGUUUUUGAGCAUUUGGUGAAUCCAAUUGGAAAUCAUUGGAGAUAUACCAUGACUUUGUGCGGCUUCCAAUAUGGCAUCGAAAGGCACGUUGUCAAAGGCACCCUCGAUAUCUAAGAAAACACCCAAACAAGAUUGCUUUUGAGCGAAUGCUUUCUCGAUAUCGUAAACAACCUUGUGUAAAAGAGUCACAGUGGACUUACCAGAUUGGUAGGCAUGUUGGUUCACAUGAAGAGGCACGUUGGCCAGAUGAACAUCACGGAUAUGAUGAUCCACAAUGCGUUCUAAGCAUUUCAGAAGAAAAGAGGUCAAACUGAUAGGUCUGAAACUCUUUGCUUCUUCAUACGACGCACGACCCACUUUCGGAAUAAACUUUACAGUAAUAUCCCUCCAGGAUUUGGGAAUAUA